GUCCUCUACCGUGGUUCCUAAUAUUCUGCUAAGUCCAGCACCUAUUCUACGGCAAGUGAUGAGAUCAUUUCUCGCACCCAGAUAUCUGAACAGGCAUACAGCAUUGCCUCUCCGUCAGACAACUGCAUCUUUAUCGCGUUUCUACUCCUCACCUACCAACCAAAAACGACCUCCACCAGGUGGGCAAGGGACGCAGCUAAGUUUCCUUCCCUUCCUUGGCCUGUUCUUUCUUAGUACUGGCACGUAUAUAUUUCUUGUGAAGCGAAGGACCGGGCAGCAAGUGAACGAUACUCGCCGAAAAGCCCACAACGAGAGCUGAGCGAAAUCCACGUCAAGAUGGCGACGAUCGAUCCAACUUCAGGCACAUCGCCUGUGAUUCAACCAGAUGCUCCGUUGGCGUCCAGUAACGUCUCUCCCGUCUUUGACUCUCAGAAGGUCACGGUUCUCUUCAUUCUUGGUGGACCCGGCGCCGGCAAAGGCACGCAAUCCGCCAAUCUGGUGCGGGAUUAUGGAUUUGUACACUUGUCGGCUGGGGAUCUACUGAGAGAAGAGCAAGACAACCCAGAAAGCAGAUAUGGGCAGCUUAUAAAAGACUACAUCAAAGAAGGACUCAUCGUGCCAAUGGAAGUCACCGUCAAGCUUUUGGAAAAUGCAAUGCGGGCAAACUUGCACGAUGAUGGCGUGGGCAAAUUUCUGAUUGACGGAUUCCCUCGCAAGAUGGACCAAGCAGUCUUUUUCGAACAAACUGUAUGUCCUUCCAAAUGCACGGUCUUCCUUGAUUGCCCGGAGGAAGUCAUGAGGGCACGGCUAUUGAACAGAGGAAAGACGAGCGGCAGAUCAGACGAUAACGAGGAGAGCAUUAUCAAGAGAUUCAAGACUUUUGUCAACACGAGUAUGCCGGUGGUUGAUCACUUCUCACAGGAGGGCCGAGUGAUCAAGGUAUCUGCCGAUGGAACAGUCGACGCAGUGUACGAGCAUCUGGUCAAGGCGCUAGCGGAGAAGGGCAUCUCGCCAUCCAAACCUGCUCCCCAACAGAAGCAUAUGCCGGCAGAAUCCUAGUAACACCCCAAUACAGCCAACCACCCCUGAUGGCUUGGACACUACGCUCGACAACAUUCGAAAACCACGAUCAUGAAUCCGAGACGUUUUACUUCUUAGUGACCACAAUGUCUCAUGGCCCUACUUCGUUUCCCACUAAACCAUUGCACGGCGAGAGCAGUCUAAUACUGCGGAAUUGGUAGAGGUAUUGAUCUCAUAUCGAGACCACUUGGUAUCCUUAUACAUUAUUAUCGAUAUUCAACUGCUAUCGCCUGAACUCUCUUCGUCCGAACUGUCAAACCCCCCAAAUUCCUCUUCAUCAUCUCCGGAGUCAUCCUCCAAGUCCGUUGGCGGUUGCAUCAGAAACGCCUUCAUACAUGUAAUCCUGCUGCUGGUCGCAUAGGUUCCGAUCACUCUGCCUAGCUGUGCGGGCUUAGGGCUUUGGGUAGCGUUGAUCAGGUCGGAUGUAUCAAUGUGUAAUAGGCGGAUUGUGCCGUCACUGCUUGCUGUAACAAUAAUCAUGUCUUUUGCCGCCGAAGACGCGGUAGGUAGCAGAAUGAUCUCAAAAUCUUUGAUACGGACACUGAUGCCUACAGACUUGCCACCAAUUGAG
This is a messenger RNA of Exophiala oligosperma, 1651 nucleotides long. RefSeq lists its product as uncharacterized. The transcript has a single exon. Gene Ontology annotation, biological process: 'de novo' pyrimidine nucleobase biosynthetic process; UDP biosynthetic process; CDP biosynthetic process. Gene Ontology annotation, molecular function: ATP binding; UMP kinase activity. Lineage: Eukaryota; Fungi; Ascomycota; Eurotiomycetes; Chaetothyriales; Herpotrichiellaceae. Bases 337 to 1059 code for a protein of 240 amino acids. The record is from RefSeq and is a predicted model, not a curated record. Gene Ontology annotation, cellular component: cytoplasm; nucleus.